CCCCCCUCCGCUCCCACCCCCCGUCUUAUGUCGGCCGACUCAUGAACACUAGCAUCGAGGAGAUCCAGCCCGAGUUGUACGUGGCCGUGCCCAUCACACGGCGCGGUGUCCGACGAUCGUGCCUGGAGCUGACACGCGCACGCGCGCGCGUCCUUAGGAAUUUAGCUUACAAUUUGAACGCCGCCGCAUUCGGUCCGCGAGUUGUCCUGCUGUUCGCCCCGCCGAGCCUACGUGACUGACCGACCGCGGCGUUUUCGCGCUUUCCCCUGCAGCGAUCCUCUUCUACGACUACUUCCUCACGCUCGGAUGGGAGAUCUCGCGGUACUGGGGCACGACGGUGACGUGGCCGACGGCGCUCUUCUUCGCGAAUCGCUACGGGACGCUGCUGGGCAACGUCCCCGUCGUGAUACAGUACUUCUGGAGCACCCCGGGGUCGCCCGCGAAGGAUGUGGUGAGUCCCGUGGGUCGUUGUGCGGGGGCCUGAGCUGAGCGGAGGCGGGUGGUGUCGUGCGUUGCAGAUAUGUCGCGGGAUCGAGUCGUACCACCAGUUCUUCUUCAUCAUCACGCAAGUCAUGACCGCAGUGAUGCUCAUCCUGCGGACGUAUGCGCUCUAUGAGAGGAACAAGCGCGUGCUCAUCUUCAUGAUGAUGGUCACUGCGGGCGCGAUUGUCGUGGGCAUGUGGGCCGUGAUCGCCGGAAAAGCAGGCCGAACAGAGGAGAACCUCCAGUUGUAUUUCGGCUGCAAUUACGGGCUGACCAAAUCAGAUGCGACGAGUCAGGCGGCAUCGUGGGCAGCGGUGGCGCUCUUCGAUUGCAUGAUCUUCACGCUGACGCUGUACCGGGUGCUUUCCCGGCGGACGACCACGACGGAUCUGUUUUCCGUUUUACUCAGGGACGGGUCGAUCUACUUUGGAGUGAUUGUGAUUUCGAACGUUUCUAAUAUCUUGACGUUCACUCUUGGAACUCCGUAUACGCGAGGAAUCGCGACAACAUUUACGAACAUCCUAUCUUCCGUUCUCAUAUCCCGUCUGAUGCUCAAUUUGCGAGACCCGAAGCUGUCUUAUAUGUCGGGCCGAUUCGAGCAGAGCACAACGCUGACGUAUGGCGGCCCCAUCAGAUUUGCGGACUCGACAUCGCCGUCGGGCGCUCAGCCCUUGGAUACCGAGUUUGCGAUGGGUGCGACGAUGUUUCAGACAAGGCUGCUGGGCGCGUUGCUGACCGGAUGGACAGAUAUCGAAAUGCUAAACACCACGUCAAACGCGGGGACCAGCAACCAAACGCCGGGUAUGGCGUGAAAAAAGCUUGUCUGUCAGGAAAUCUCAUGUAGCCAUGUCCAGUAGUACCCAAUGUAUCCAAUCCAAACCGAAUCGUUAAUGCGUCGUGAUCCUCAUAUCUGGAAGCUAUAUAUUGAUAUAUAUCCAAAGAAAGAAAAAAUCUGAACCUCGAGUCCGAAUCACCGCUUUUGUUCCGCACAACGAACGGAGACCCCCGCACAGCGCAGUACCGCCUUCGAGUCCGCGUCCGGGACCCAGUUCCCGAUCUGGUCGACAUGGACACCGUACACCAACGUCCCGAGCAGAAGCGCGCCGAGGGAUGCGUAUAUUCGACAGUCGCUGGUGCCCGCUGUCCACGGGACGAAGGCGGCG
Messenger RNA from Mycena citricolor, 1646 nucleotides. NCBI's taxonomy places the organism in Eukaryota, Fungi, Basidiomycota, Agaricomycetes, Agaricales, Mycenaceae. The record is from the annotation of a GenBank genome assembly.